UAGCUGAGAACGGUUAGCGUCUGUGCAAUCGUCACGCUUAGUCUAGGGUUUUGGUGUAGAGUGUUGGAUCGGUAUUAAGCGAGAAGCAAACCGCGAAGAAAGGAUGGAAGCCGACGUUUUGAAUGCGUUAACAACGCAAACCGCAUGGAUGCCGGGUGGACGGGAUCGUGAUGGGCAUCCACUGGUCGUAAUACCGGUACCCUUCUAUGACAGUCUACCCUGGAUGAAGGGCUUCCUAGAUACGACGGUGCGGUAUUUGCUGAACAGCUUGAGCCAUGAUACGGUGAACAGUGGACUCGCCAUUAUUCUUGAUGCGCAAAAGUGCUCCUGGCGAGUGGCACGACAGUACAUACGGCACGUGCAGCAGUUGCUAGGAGAGCAUAUAAACAGCUUUCUCGUCAUACGACCGGAUGCUUUUUGGGAUAAGAAUCGCGUGGAAAACUGCGCUCGGCAACACCGCAAGGGUGAGCCUACAAUCAUUUCAAAAUCACGCUUGACGAAAUAUUUUGAUGUCAGCGAGCUGCCAGAGGAGCUGGGAGGAUUAAUUGCAUACAACCAUGACCAGUGGAUACAAUCACGUGAGCGCAUCGAAGAAUUCCGAAAAUCCUACGACAAAGCGAUCGGUGACCUAGAAAACUUGCAUCUCAUCUUGCUGGACAACCGGACGAUACGAGCCAGCGAAUCAUCGGCGGCACUCAAAUCAUGCCAAAGGCUGAACCUGGAUGUGCAAAAGUUUCUCUCUCUCGUUAUGGACAACGGCAAGAAACUGUUGGUGCACCUAAGCGACCUGCACGCCUCAAGAUCAGUCGUAUCUCAGGACCUCACGGAUAGCAAAUGCCUGGUUGAAACCAUGCUCAACACACUCGAUCGCAAACAGACUGCCGUAAACGCGGCACGAACAGAACUGGAGCGAACCGUUGAAGUACUACAAGAGUUAGCUAUUCUCGAAGAGGGCGUAUCGCACGUGACCAAUUGGAUCCUAACGACGGCCGAAUCGAUGCUAAACGCACAGCUGAAGGUGGGUUACGAUGUGAAUACGGCCGACCAACUACGCCUGGAGCACGAAAUCUUAGAGCUGCAAUGUUGGAAAACGUACGGAUACUAUGCCGAGCUGAUUUACAAGAUUGACAAUCUGCCUCGGCCCAAGGACUCGUCCGCACAUCAGGACUUGAUGUCUCAGCGCGAAUGGAUGGACUUUGUAUGCCGUAGCUUCGCUCAGCGGUUAGAACGACGACGAAACGUGCUGAUCACGUCGGUGCGCUUCUUUCGCUUAGUGGCUGAGUACUUCGAUAAAACGAGCGAAGUUUUUCAGUCGCUCAUAAUGGGCGAACGGGUAGAAGAUUUCGAGCUUGCCAGUUCAAAUCUACAAAAACUCAAAGAGAACCAAAUUAUGUUAGAAUUGGUAGAACGAGAAAUAAUAAAAGAGGGAGAGAAGCUGAGCGAUGUAUUGCUGAUGCCGGUGAAGGAUGCCGUUGGAAGAGAUAUCGAUGUGGACUAUAGCGAUGAUAUCAGCAAUGUGAGGGACAUCCUUGAUGCCACAAAGUCUAGGUCACGCAUUUUUGCCGAAAGCGUCGAGCUGCAGAAACUGACGCUCGAUCAGAUUACCCACAUUUUUAAGUAUGAAAAGGAUGCUCGCACCGCGAUCCAGUGGAUGGAUGAUCUGCAUAAAGUUAUGCUGCGAUCGCAUACUCAUGUUGGCAGGUCAGUGUACGAGAUUCAGGCACAAAAGGAUGAGCAUCAGGCGUUUCAAGAGACGGCCAAAGGAACGUAUAAUUAUGGGUGUCAGCUACUUAAUGCAUCGCUUGCGUUGCGUCAAUCUUGUAAACUUGACACGGAGCAGAACAUUGCCAUGACCAAAAGCCUGCAAAGCACCUGGAAGAGCUUCCAGGCGGUUAGCCAAGAACAGAUGACUCGGCUCCGAGUGUCCGCUGUGUUUCAUCGCAGUGUAGAGGAGCAUUGCACGAAAUUGCUCGAACUGAAGGACGGCGUGCUAAGGAUUGGCGAGAUCGAAGAUGAGAGCACGCGGAAGGUGCGUCUGCGCAAACAUUUGGCAACGCGAGAACGGCUACUCGUCGAGGUGGGUCGUAUGGUGCGUUUGGGUCGCCUGCUAAAGACAAGACUGAAGGAACCCUUCCUGUUGGACGAUCGAGUAGAUGCUUCCGUGGCGAGCUCCGAGAAUAUUAUUACCGAAAGUGAUAACAUUAUGGCUUGUGAGGCGAUUUCAACACGCUUGACCGAAGUUGCUCGUGUUGCGGAGACACUGGAUAGUGUUCUUAGCGAUGUGCAGGGCGGAUUCAGUGAUGAGAUUGAUGAGCUAACUGGCAGCGACAUCAACGAUGGUAACCCCACACUGGUAAAGCACAACGAUAGUAGCAAUCAGAGUGAUGAUUGGACCUCAAGUGUUAAGUCAACCGAUGAAGGAUCCUUCAUAACCGCUUCCGAUUGCGUCUGUACUCCACAAUCGCGAUCUUCAUCCUACCACACUGCCUCAGAGUGUCGAGCCUCUCCUUGGUGGGGAAUCGAGUCCGUCGAACAACAGAGCUCCCUCGAUAAUGACUCAUCAGAGGAUCACGAUUCCGAGGCAUACCCAUCGAUCAAACUGCUGUCUGGUGUGGUGAUGUCUACGAGUGCGAAUCUUUCCUUUGAUGGCUCGGAAAACAUAUUUCUCACACCAGCAGAUGGACAAGGUGCUGCCAGUAUCGAUUCACAUCCUGAUUCCGACGAUACCGUUCCAUCCGCUAACUCCUCCCGGCAACAGCAGCAACCGAGUCCAUUAGAAACAAGUUCCGCUUCCAGUUCGGCUCUAAAUUCGAUUAAUCGCCGGGAAAACCUUGCUCUAUCGUUGACACCGGAAGAGCUGCAGCAAAUUGAGAACGACAUUCGUAACAACAAUCUCACGGGCAUGGAUGUAGGAGGGCAAGAGAUUAAAAGCACCCAGGUGACACCGACCAGCGAAGACAGUGGGAACGUGAGUACUAGUAGUGUUAAGCUGGAAGACGGAGAAGAUGGAAUACCCAGUCCACUACAGUUAACCGAUUCUGCUCGUUUUGAGCCUGUUAAGGGGCCAACGGACAUAUCGGGGCUCACCUACUACUAUCAGAACAUUAUCACAAAGCAUACGGUGAAAAGUUGUUUGUAGCCCCGAGGGGACCCGAUGCUAACGUUGAGCCAUACAUUUAUGAUACGCCCAAAUCCACAACCAUCUUGCCAACAAUUCUAUGCUUGAAUUGAUCAAAGACUCCAUAGCUAGCACAAGCAUUAGUUUGUCUUAAGUAAAUCAUUUAAGAGCCAUUCACUUUAGGAGAAGUUUGAAUUUUAACAACUUUUCUCAGCGUUAGGAAGAGUAUAGAAGGUAAGGCGUGUUAUUGUGUGAACUCGUUUUGUAGG
Anopheles aquasalis is the source of this 3387-nucleotide messenger RNA. Its product is annotated as SEC14 domain and spectrin repeat-containing protein 1-B. The record is from RefSeq and is a predicted model, not a curated record. Gene Ontology annotation, molecular function: phosphatidylinositol-4,5-bisphosphate binding; phosphatidylinositol-5-phosphate binding; phosphatidylinositol-3,5-bisphosphate binding. NCBI's taxonomy places the organism in Eukaryota, Metazoa, Arthropoda, Insecta, Diptera, Culicidae.